This is a messenger RNA of Rubroshorea leprosula, 3511 nucleotides long. Lineage: Eukaryota; Viridiplantae; Streptophyta; Magnoliopsida; Malvales; Dipterocarpaceae. The record is from the annotation of a GenBank genome assembly.
CCCUGCCUUUUCUCCCCUCUUCCUCCUGCUCUUCCUCCUCCGUUGAAGGUCAAACACGCAACCUGCAAAAUCCAACUACCGCCAUCACCGUCGACGACGCUGCUGUAUCCAAUUCCUCUUAUGCUAUUGCCGAUCGUUUUCUUCCGCUUCCCGGUAACUCCCCGGUGGCCGGUAAAAGAGACAGUUGGAGGAUUUUUUUACUAUGAAGAGCGGCGUCAACAACGGCAGCAGCAGUAGCAAUGGAUACAAGGGUGCCCAUAAUAAUAAGAGCAAUAAUAAUGGGUUUUUGCCCACUUCUUUGAAAUUCAUUUCCUCUUGCAUAAAAACCGCUUCUUCUGGAGUUCGGUCGGCCGGCGCCUCCGUCGCCGCUUCUUUAUCGGGCGAUGCCCAAGACCAACUCAAAGACCAGGUGCUCUGGGCAUCCUUUGACAGACUAGAGCUUGGUUCAUGGUCUUUCAAACGUGUUCUCUUAGUUGGGUACUCAAAUGGCUUUCAAGUCCUGGACGUUGAGGAUGCCUCUAAUGUCAGUGAAAUUGUUUCAAGGCGUGAUGAUCCAGUUACAUUUUUACAGAUGCAGCCUCGCCCUGAAGAGUGCCAGGGUAAUGAAGGAUUUAAGGCAUCACAUCCUUUACUUUUGGUUGUUGCUUGUGAUGAAUCAAAGACCUCUGCUCUGGUUCUUGGUGGAAGAGAUGGGUUAGCCAGAGAUGGUUUUGAUGAGCCCCAAACAGGAAAUAUUCCCAUCUCUCCUACAGCUGUUCGGUUCUAUUCAUUGAGGUCUCACAAUUAUGUUCAUGUUUUGAGAUUCCGUUCAACUGUCUAUAUGGUUAGAUGCAGUCCUCGGAUAGUUGCUGUCAGUCUUGCAACACAAAUAUACUGCUUCGAUGCUCUCACUCUUGAAAAUAAAUUCAGUGUCCUCACCUAUCCUGUCCCUCAAAUGGGAGUCCAAGGAAUGAUUGGGGUUAAUAGUGGUUAUGGUCCAAUGGCUGUGGGUGCUAGAUGGUUAGCUUAUGCUUCCAACAAUCCUUUGCAUUCAAAUACAGGUCGCCUGAGCCCACAGAGCCUUAGUCCUUCUCCUGGUGUAAGCCCAUCAACUUCACCCAGCAAUGGUAGUCUUGUGGCUCGAUAUGCCAUGGAAUCUAGCAAGCAAUUAGCCACCGGGUUAAUCAAUCUAGGUGACAUGGGCUAUAAAACGUUGUCAAAAUACUAUCAAGAUCUUGUUCCUGAUGGUUCUGGUUCUCCAAUAUCCUCAAGUUCAGGCUGGAAAGUUGGUCGGGGGGCCUCUCAUGCUACUGAGACGGAUACUGCUGGGAUGGUUGUUGUUAAAGAUUUUGUUUCCAGAGCUGUCAUAUCUCAGUUCAGAGCUCAUGCUAGCCCAAUUUCUGCUCUUUGUUUUGAUCCAAGUGGGACUCUUUUGGUUACGGCCUCAAUACAUGGUAACAAUAUAAAUAUAUUUCGCAUCAUGCCAUCCUACGCAAAAAAUGGAUCAAGUGCUCAAACUAAUGAUUGGAGCUCUUCUCAUGUGCAUCUUUACAAGCUUCAUCGUGGAAUAACAUCAGCUGUGAUCCAGGACAUAUGUUUUAGUAAUUAUAGUCAGUGGAUUGCCAUUGUCUCAUCUAGGGGAACUUGUCAUAUAUUUGUCCUUUCCCCAUUUGGUGGUGAGAAUGUUCUCCAAAUCAAGAAUUCUCAUGUAGAUGGGCCUACCCUAUUACCUGCUGUAUCUAUGCCAUGGUGGUCAAAUCCAUCUUUCAUGAUAAACCAUCAAUCCUUUUCUACACCACCAGCACCUGUUACUCUCUCAGUAGUUAGCAGAAUUAAAAAUGGUAACUCUGGGUGGCUUAAUACUGUGACCAAUGCUGCAUCUUCUAUAGCUGCCAAGGCUUCCAUCCCAUCCGGUGCUCUGGCUGCUGUUUUUCAUGACUCUUUACCUCAUGAUUUGCGUCCAACACUUUCAAAAACUAAUGUUUUGGAGCACCUACUGGUUUAUACUCCUUCUGGGCAUGUUGUUCAAUACAAGUUACUACCCACAAUAGGAGGAGAGUUUGGUGAAAAUGCUUCUAGAAUUGGACCAGGUUCUGCCCUACAAAUACAAGAAGAGGAGUUACGGGUGAAAGUUGAAGCUAUUCAAGCAUGGGAUGUUUGCAGAAGAGCAGAUUGGCCGGAAAGAGAGGAAUGCCUUUCUGGAAUGACCCAUAGACGACAAGAAGCUGCAGAAAUAAUCACAGAUCUUUCUGAUCUUGAAGACUAUGAUAUUGGGCAUAAGGCAUUGGAGAAGCCCCAAGAUUGGUCUCACUUAUACUUUUCCAAUGCAGAGGUGCAGAUAAGCUCUGGAAGGGUACCAAUCUGGCAAAACCUUAAGGUGUCUUUCUAUAUAAUGAGCCCCAUGGCAACUAAUGAGCAUGCAUUCACUACAAAACACACUGGUGGAGAAAUUGAAAUAGAGCAGAUGCCUGUUACUGAGGUUGAAAUUAAUCGGAGGGAUUUGUUACCUGUGUUCAACAAUUUUCACAGGAUUCAGCCUGAUUGGAGUGACUGGAGCUCAGAUGGAAGAAAGUAUACCAUUACACCGUCAAGUUUGCUGGGAGCUAAAGAAAAUUUCUCUGAAUAUACUCUUAUUCCUCACUCUAAAUUGAUGUCACCUAUCUCUGUUGAUAACUCUGAUAGUGGAUCACCAAACAAUUCUUAUCCAUCCACUAUCCAAUUUGGAAAUGAUCAUGGUGGAGUGGAAGGAGGGAGUCCUAUUUUGGCAUCACCUUGGCUGAAUCGGAACUCUCUCAAUAAAGAUAGUAGUUCAAUAUCAUUCAACGAAUCUAAAGUCAUUAUGUGUCAAGUUAAAGAUGGUAAGUCUGCUAACAAUUUGUCAUCAUUGACAACUGGCUCUCUCCCUGGUGGAACAACUGUAAAAGGAGUUAACAUGUCAAACAGUGGUGGGACCAAAGAAGUUUCAAAUACAAGUUCUAACCGUUCUGAUUUGAGUAUGAACAUUCUAGAUGAGGGACCAGCAAAUGACUCCCCAGAUUUUGAACAGUUUUUUCAAGAAGAGUACUGUAAAGCAUUGCCCACAAGUGCUAGCCGUGAAUCAACAGAAGUUAUUACUGAUGCAGACAGCGGUGGUAGUCCUUGUGAUAGAGAAAAAUCUGAAGAAGGUGACAAUGAUGAAAUGCUUGGGGGUAUUUUUUCCUUCUCUGAAGAGGGUUGAUGCGUAUCUUUUUUCAUUUGUUCUCUGAUGUGUUCAUCAUAUUCAUUUUCAUUUGGGUCAUGCAUCUGGGUAUUAACAAACUAAUGUAAAGCAUGGUUCAGUCUCCUCUAAAUGAUUGGAAAAGCUUCUCACUGAUUUAUUCAAGUAAGUUAUAUUUUGCUUAUUGUGCCUUCGUGGUAAAUUGCUGGUUCUUUCGUCCUAAUGUACAUGCUGUAAAUUGAUAUUCAUAAUACAAAUGAUUUGUGGGGACAGGUUCUUUCUGUGCCGUGUAACAUUAUUUAUUCAUCAAAAGAAAAGUAAAGAAUAAUAAAAAUG